CUCGUGAAUCUUUUUUGGGAUCGACUCCCAGCUCUAGGGAACAGGUCUACUGCUGCUGAAGAAACAAUUGUGAUCAUCGCUGGGACGUGAGUCAGCGAAGUCGCUGCCAUGACUGACAUUCUGGAGUUCAAUGACAUUUAUCAGGAGGUCAAGGGUUCCUGGUUUUCCCAAGGAGCAAUUAUGGAAGGAGUCUCCAGUGUCAGUCAGAGGUGAAGCUGUAACUGUAUGUUUUCCAACAUGGGGAACGUCUUCAGGACCGAGGACACCUUGCUUUGCGGUUUCAGGCUUCUUUUUUUUUUUGUUCAAUUUAUUAACUUCAAGAGAGAGAAAAGAAGUGAGGCUGAAUGACGGGCGUCUGCGUUUCAGUAAGCAGAUGGUGGUGUAUAAAAGCAGUAAGACGGGCAAGGUGGACAGUAUCCCUGUCCCAGAGCUCAGUCAGGCCCAAUGGAGGAGAGUCUGCCUGGGCCAUGGCAUCAAACUCUCCACCAGCACCGGACACGUGUACAAAUACGAUGGCUUCAAAGAUACUGACUUUGAAAAAAUCUCAGAGUAUUUCAAAGAUAAUUACAAAGUGGAGCUGACUGAGAAAGACAUGUGUGUGAAAGGCUGGAACUGGGGCACUGCUAAAUUCAACGGCCCAUUGUUGUCGUUUGAAGUGAGUGACACUCCUGUGUUUGAGAUCCCGCUCUCCAGUGUAUCCCAGUGUACCACUGGAAAAAAUGAAGUCACUCUAGAGUUUCAUCAGAACGAUGAUACAGAGGUGUCACUCAUGGAGGUGCGUUUUUACGUCCCGCCCACUACAGGAGAUGAGGGGGCGGACCCUGUAGAGGCAUUUGCCCAGAAUGUUCUUUCUAAGGCAGAUGUGAUCCAGGCUACAGGAGACGCUGUGUGUAUUUUCAGAGAGCUGCAGUGUCUCACACCCAGGGGAAGGUAUGAUAUUCGUAUCUACCCCACCUUCCUACAUCUGCAUGGUAAGACGUUUGAUUACAAGAUCCCCUAUACCACAGUGCUGCGCCUCUUCCUGCUCCCACACAAAGACCAGAGACAGAUGUUCUUCGUGAUCAGUCUGGAUCCCCCCAUUAAACAGGGACAAACCCGCUACCACUUUCUCAUCCUGCUAUUUUCCAAGGACGAAGACAUCAACCUCACCCUCAACAUGAGCGAGGACGAGGUAGAGAGGCGGUUUGAGGGAAAGCUGACUAAGAACAUGUCUGGCUCUCUAUAUGAGAUGGUCAGCAGGGUUAUGAAGGCUCUAGUCAACAGGAAGAUCACAGUGCCUGGAAACUUCCAGGGUCACUCUGGUGCUCAGUGUAUCACUUGCUCCUAUAAGGCCAGCUCAGGGCUGCUGUAUCCUCUGGAGAGAGGCUUCAUCUACGUUCACAAGCCGCCGGUGCACCUGCGCUUUGAGGAGAUCGCCUGUGUGAACUUUGCCAGGGGCACCACGACCACACGCUCCUUUGACUUUGAAAUUGAGACCAAACAGGGCAACCAGUACACCUUCAGCAGUAUUGAAAGAGAAGAGUAUGGAAAGUUGUUUGAUUUUGUCAAUGCUAAGAAACUGAGCAUCAAGAACAGAGGCUUCAAAGAGGGUAUGAAGGUCAGAGACGACAUGUACAGUGACUCGGACGAAGAUCAGCAUGACGCUUACCUGGAGCGCAUGAAGCAGGAGGGGAAGAUCCGUGAGGAGGCCAACGACAGCGAUGACUCAGAGGCUGGCAGCGAUGAAUCAUUUAACCCCGGAGAUGAAGAUGAUGACGUUGCAGAAGAGUAUGACAGUAAAGCCUCAGAAAGUGAAAGUAGUGCUGAAGAUGCAGACAGUGAAGAAGACAGGAGGAAGAAACCAGUCAAGAAGGCCAAAACUGUGAAGGAGGGAAAGCACAAAAAAGAGAAGAAGACAAAGGACAGCAGCGCCCCCAAGCGGCCAAUGAGUGCCUAUAUGCUGUGGCUAAACUCCAGCAGAGAUCGCAUUAAAGCAGAAAACCCUGGAAUCUCAGUCACUGAGAUUUUAAAGAAAGCCGGUGAGAUGUGGAAGCAACUGAGCAAAGACAAGAAAGAGGAGUGGGAAGGGAAAGCCGAGGAAGCAAAGAAAGAAUACGAGCGAGCGAUGAAAGAGUACAGAGAAAGCAGUGGAGGCACCUCAAAAAAGGCAAAAAAGAAAGGAGGAAAGAGUGAGGAGAGGAAGAAAAAGAAGGUAGGUGGGGCAAGGGAGAGAGAGAAGAACAGGGCAGCUGGGAAUGACAGCUUUAAGAGUCCAGAGUUCAUCUCCAGUGAGGAGAGUUCGUCCGAGUCCACCCGGGGAAAGGGCCGCAAGCGCAAGGGUUCGGAUGAUGAAGAGAAACAAGCGACCAGCACUCCCAGCUCAGAGGAGUCUGGCUCAGACUGAGAUACUAGGGGCAAAAUGAGAACGAAAGAAGACAGGAUAAUGGAGUCGUCCUGUCCCGGUCCCUUAAGAACCCCAUAGGUUUUCUCUUUCAUGUUCCCUCUCAUUGUCCUGUUUGAUCAAUUUCAGUAUGUAUUCUAUAUAACACUAAUGAGUAUUACUUGUUAAACGGUUUAACUUUGAUGUUAGAAUUUCUAGCGAGUAGCAAAUGUUGUGUAAAUAUAGUGGGGUUCAUAAGUCUGAGACCACAUUGAAAAUCUGGGAGUUUUUUUUUUUUUAUGUAUUUAAAUCCAGAAAGAACGUCUUAUAAUUUUGCCAAUUCAAUAUUUAAGUUGUUACACAAUUUCUUAUUCACUGUUUAACUGUAAGCAAAUUCACCAUGUUCAUAUUCACCGUGUGAACGUCUUUUUACAAAAUGUCAGAUUUUCCAUAUCCCUGCCAUUGAAGCAUGUGUCCAGAUGACACUCCGAUGGAUUUGAUGUAGCAUGGAUCAUCAGGUUUUACACAAACUUAUGGAGUCCAUGCCAGCUCGAGUGCACACUGUCAUUAAAGCAAUAUAUCAUUUGUAAUAAAAACUGAAUACUUUGGGUUAAAUUGAAAAAGAAUACCAAAUUGAAGCAUUUUCACUAGUGGUCUCAGACUUUAGUAACCCACUGUCUUAUGUAGGUCUGAUCAUUUUAAACAGGGAUGUCAAACUCAAGUCUGCAGAAGGGCUGCACUGUGUUCUAACACAAAUUCAGCUCAUAAAGGCUUUGGAAAUGAGCUGAUCAUUUGAAUAAGUCGAUAAAUAAUCCAAAAUGCUUUGAGACUUUAAGGUGCUGUAGCCAUUGAAGACUGGAGUCUGAUACCCCUCAGGUCUAGUGUUACUUUUAAAAUAUUGCUUUUAAAAAGCUUAAAAGUUUGAUUAGACAUGUUUUGCUAUUACAUGAGAGAGUAUAUACCACAGCAUUGUUGAAUUCUCCAUUCUGAUUGGUCAGAAGGGGUUUUUCUAUUACAGCAGCUCAUUUUUUUUAAUCAUGUUUUUUUUUUACGCGCUCAUUCUAAUGCAUCAUUAUUUCUAUCGUAACAACUUACACAGGUAUGGUGGAUUAAUUCUGUUAAUUCGGCAUUAACAGAUUUUUUUUUUUAUGUGCAUAUGGUGAAGUUUCUCUGAGGAGAUGUUUAUUUAACAUUUUUCUUAGAAGGAGUCCGUAGUGCCAGCGCUUUGCAACAAUCAGAGGUAAAGCUGCUUCUUUACGUUUUCCGACAUGGGAUGGAGAGCUUCACGUUUUAUACGACGCGCUGCAUUUUUGUCUUACAGAGAGUCUGAUGAGGGAACAACUGUUUAUAACAUAAGUGGUAACAUGAACUAACUUGUUUCACAGACAUUCUUUAAACAGACAAAAAAAUAUGAUGUGCCAUCGUUUAAUAAAUAAAAAUUGUUAGCACUGGCAAAUUGCUGUGGUUAAAGAGGAAUAAAAAUAACGUAAGCGAUGACAGGAAGUAACUUGUUUCACAGCGUUAAACCUAACUGUAAACUGACGAAAAGUACAUGUAUGACGGGUCAUUGUUUAAUAAAUCAUUAUUUUAGUA
This is a messenger RNA of Ictalurus furcatus (blue catfish), 3952 nucleotides long. RefSeq names its product structure specific recognition protein 1b (gene ssrp1b). Bases 131 to 2383 code for a protein of 750 amino acids. Gene Ontology annotation, cellular component: FACT complex; nucleus. The transcript is spliced from 19 exons. Gene Ontology annotation, molecular function: nucleosome binding; DNA binding; histone binding. NCBI's taxonomy places the organism in Eukaryota, Metazoa, Chordata, Actinopteri, Siluriformes, Ictaluridae. The record is from RefSeq and is a predicted model, not a curated record.